Messenger RNA from Metarhizium acridum CQMa 102, 2310 nucleotides. RefSeq lists its product as uncharacterized. The record is from RefSeq and is a predicted model, not a curated record. Gene Ontology annotation, cellular component: nucleus; microtubule; kinesin complex. NCBI's taxonomy places the organism in Eukaryota, Fungi, Ascomycota, Sordariomycetes, Hypocreales, Clavicipitaceae. Gene Ontology annotation, molecular function: ATP binding; microtubule binding; ATP hydrolysis activity. Gene Ontology annotation, biological process: microtubule-based movement.
AUGGAAGCGCCUCCCAAACCAUCGUCUCACAACCUCUUCGAGGUGUACCUGCGUCUUCGCCCGCCGCCGGUCGGUGCCGCGCAGACAGACCGCAUCUUGAACGUCGAGGCGCCCGAGGACAAGGAAAAGUCGCAUCCUUCGCACAUCACGUUGAACCCGCCGACCGAUCGGCGGCGGGCUAUUGAAAAGUUUGCCUUCACCAGGGUGUUUGAGGACGAUGCUUCCCAGCUGGAUGUUUUCCACUGUACCGAGAUUGCUUCUCUGGCCGAGGGUGUUUUGGCUCCCCAAGGCGGCGAAGGGACGGAUGCUGUCGUUGCGACUCUUGGAGUGACGGGUUCAGGAAAGACACACACGAUUUUGGGAUCCAAGUCCCAGCGCGGUCUGACCCAGCUUGCCCUCGAUGUUCUUUUUCGAUCCAUUGGCCCGAAUAUGCUGGAUUCGACAUCGCUUCCUUCGGUCAUCGAAUCCCUCCAGGCGUGCGAUCCGUCAGAGUCGGUUCUCUCGGCGGCAUCGUGCUUUCUUGAAUCUACUUUUGCCGAUGCGUUGGGCCACUCACGAGGGCCUUCACGAGCGGCAACGCCUAUGCUGGAUGCUGAUGUUGCUGCAUCGCAAGCUUCGCUACCCAAGCGGGAGAGGAAGAGGCACUUCAUGUCCCUGACUGCCACUGCGCGUGUGAAGAAUGUUGCUAAACAGGGAGUAAAGGGAGACCACAGCGUCAUGUCGCCUGGACCACGACGAAACCUUGCCCGACCGUCUGCGCUUCCCCAGACACCCGACAUCAGCGGCAUCAAUAUUUCGUGUGAUUCGUCUGCCGAGUACGCCAUUGUCGUGUCCAUGUACGAAGUCCACAACGACCGAAUCUACGACCUCCUUACGCCUGCGUCCAAGUCCGCUGCCACGAAAGAGUUUCGCAGACGACCUCUGCUGUUCAAGUCGACGGAGCUGUCUCCUGACCGAAAGGUCGUUGCCGGCCUGCGCAAGGUAGUCUGCGCCUCGUUCAAGGAUGCCAUCAUGGUGCUCGAGGCUGGCCUUUUGGAGCGCCGGGUUGCUGGUACUGGCAGCAACAGCGUUUCCAGCCGAAGCCACGGCUUCUUCUGCUUCGAGGUCAAGAAGCGCACGAGAAGCAGGAGACCCGGACCUUGGGGCGGGAGCAAGCUUACGAUUGUCGACUUGGCGGGCAGUGAGCGUGCUCGAGAGGCAAAGACUCAGGGUGCCACGUUGGUUGAAGCUGGUAAGAUUAACGAGAGUCUGAUGUAUCUGGGGCAGUGUUUGCAGACGCAGAGUGAGCUGUCGUCGUCAACCAAGCCCAAUGUUGUUCCGUAUCGCCAGUGCAAACUGACUGAAUUGCUCUUCUCCAAUUCAUUCCCAUCCUCGUCUUCCGCAGCGCAUCCUCACGUCCCUCGUCGCAAUCCCCAGAGAGGCGUCAUGAUUGUGACUGCCGAUCCGAGGGGCGACUUUAACGCAACGUCUCAGAUUCUCCGGUAUAGCGCUCUGGCACGAGAGGUGACUGUUCCUCGUAUCCCAUCCAUCACGGCUACGAUUCUUGCUCAAGCGCCGCCGACUGGCAAUCCGCGACCAGUCAGUCCCGUACAACACCAUCCCCGACCCUUCGUGCCGCCCGGUUCAUCGGCAUCAUAUAGAAACCACACACCGCCCAUGAAUGUGGACGAGCGCGCAACCAUGGAGAUUGCCGCAUUGGAAAUUGCCAGAAUGAGCGACGAAAUCGACCAGCUCCGCGUAGAGGUCGACGAGCAGCUGGAAGCACGCGUGACGGCUGAAGCGCACCUGUUGAGCAUGGAAGACCGCAUGCUCGACCUUGAAGCUGCUAUUCGUGACGAGUGUGCCACAGAGUUUGAGCAGCGCCUCAUGUUGGAGCUAUCUCGCCUCAAGGCCUCCCUGGCGCUGGAGCAGGAGCGCAACGAAGAGCACUGGGAUCGCAAGGUGGACAUCCUCGAGCGUGGCCUGGAAAAUCCCCUCGACGACGGUGAGUGCGACAAGGAGAAUGUCCUCGUGGAAGACCUCACGCAAGAAGUAGAGCGUCUGCGGCGAGAAAACGCCAUUCUGAAGCGUGAACUGGCCGGUCGAAGUCCCACCAAGCGCAAGCCCCUUGAGGAGAGGGAUGAUUUCUCACCCGCGUCCGCGACCACCUCCAAGGACGGCGUGGCUAAUCUGGGCAAGAAGCUGGAACGAAUGCGUGUGAGUAGGGAUAGCUUGAGGGCCACGAGUGCGAAUGCUGGCAAUGGGAGCCCCAAGAAAAUGCGGAAUCUGGCCAGCACGAAGCGCUGGGAAGAGGCGAGAGAUGACUUUUAA